ACUAUCCUCAUGCAAAACAUCUGAAACCUUUCAAUAUCUCUCCUCUUUCUCUCUCAUCUUUCUUGAAUAUUAAAUCAUGCCUUCAAUAGUCUCUUCAGUUCAUUUAAAUCAAAAGCAUUUAGACAUUAAUUCCAUGAAAGAGCUGCCCGAGUCUCAUGCAUGGACCACUCCGGGAAGUGAUGAUGUUGGAUCCGACUCCGAUUUCUAUCUGUUAUCUGGGUCGGAUUCGGUUCCGGUUAUAGACCUUGACCACCCCAUGGUUAUGGACCAUAUGGGUCAUGCAUGCCGAACAUGGGGUGUUUUUCAGGUCCUGAAUCAUCAUAUAGAUACAAAACUUCUUCAAGAUAUGGAAUCUGCGGGGAAUAGUUUAUUCUCUCUUCCUAUCCAAACCAAACUUCUUGCCGCCCGCCCGCCCGACGGUGUAACCGGAUAUGGGGUCGCCCGUAUCUCCUCUUUCUUCUCUAAACACAUGUGGUCCGAGGGUUUCACCAUUUUCGGGUCGCCAACGGACCACGCCCGUUCUCUAUGGCCCCAUGACUAUACAAAAUUCUGCGAUCUGAUUAAAGAAUAUGAGGAUGAAAUGAAGAUGUUAUCAAAAAGGGUGAUGUGGUUAAUGCUCGGUUCAUUGGGUUUAUCGAUGGACGAUGUGAAAUGGGCAGAACAAUCCGGUUCAGCAGCUAUCCAGUUCAAUUCCUACCCGUCUUGCCCGGAUCCAGAUCGAGCCAUGGGUUUAGCCGCCCACACCGACUCAACCCUAUUCACAAUUCUCUAUCAAAGCAACACCAGCGGUCUACAAGUACAACGAGAAAAAGCCAAGUGGCUAACCGUUCCUCCAAUAACCGGGGCUUUAGUAAUCAACAUAGGUGACCUUUUUCACAUACUAUCAAACGGGUCAUACCCAAGUAUUCUCCAUCGGGCUGUAGUGAACCGAACUCAACAUAGACUCUCAAUAGCCUUUCUAUAUGGACCACCCGCAAACAUUUUAAUCUCGCCCAUAUCAAAACUCGUGGACUCGAGUCACCCGGCUCUAUUCCGAGCGGUGACUUGGUCCGAGUAUUUGGGCUUAAAGGCUAAACACUUCAACAAGGCGUUGUCAAUGGUUCGAGUUUGCGCGAAUCGAAUUAGUUUUAUGUAAAUGAGUUAUCGUGAUGGGUUUAGAAGUUGGUUAUGAAAAAUGUUAACUAAUUAUGUUUUCAGUUUAAUAAGAUGUUUUUUUUAGUUUGAUA
Impatiens glandulifera is the source of this 1226-nucleotide messenger RNA. Its product is annotated as gibberellin 3-beta-dioxygenase 1-like. Gene Ontology annotation, molecular function: gibberellin 3-beta-dioxygenase activity. Lineage: Eukaryota; Viridiplantae; Streptophyta; Magnoliopsida; Ericales; Balsaminaceae. The transcript is spliced from 2 exons. Bases 77 to 1135 code for a protein of 352 amino acids. Gene Ontology annotation, biological process: response to light stimulus; gibberellin biosynthetic process. The record is from RefSeq and is a predicted model, not a curated record.